Mus caroli (Ryukyu mouse) is the source of this 1894-nucleotide messenger RNA. RefSeq names its product X-ray repair cross complementing 4 (gene Xrcc4). Gene Ontology annotation, biological process: response to X-ray; double-strand break repair via nonhomologous end joining; positive regulation of ligase activity. The record is from RefSeq and is a predicted model, not a curated record. Lineage: Eukaryota; Metazoa; Chordata; Mammalia; Rodentia; Muridae. Gene Ontology annotation, cellular component: DNA ligase IV complex; nucleus; DNA-dependent protein kinase-DNA ligase 4 complex. Gene Ontology annotation, molecular function: DNA binding.
CCCGGAAGUGGCUGUGGUGUCUUUCCAGAAGCAAUGCAUUUUUUUUUUUUUCCUUUCUAUGUCAACCUCCUGUAGUUCCCUGAUUUUAGCUUUAAAGCUGCGCAGUGCGUGCUUUUUACCCUGUCUGUGACCCCCUGAGCCUUUUGCAGAUGUAAGGUUUUCCCAAUGUGAGCACCUGUUGGGCUCCUUCCUAAGUGUCUCGUUUUGUGUCACGUGGAAUUUUCAGUCGUGAGGGGCUCAUCGGAACUGUGCCAAGCUGCUGUGUGGUGGAGACUUGGAUUCAAAAGGCUGCGUCCAGUGUGAUGACCCACCAGCCCCUCCCGCCAGCCAAUGCUGGCCUUGGCUGACACCCUCCCUGUUUGCACACUCUACAUCCGGGGCUUAGGCGUUCUAGGCCGUGGGGAGAGGGAAAGAACUCUGUGGUAGCUACUGGAAAGGAACGGCCCAUUGCCGAGGGGAUUAUUUGGCUAGUAUAAAACCAUUGGGUAGCCAGAAAUGGAAAGGAAAAUAAGCAGAAUCUAUCUUGCUUCUGAACCCAAUGUACCUUAUUUUCUGCAAGUGUCUUGGGAGAGAACAAUAGGAUCCGGCUUUGUUAUUACACUUACUGAUGGCCAUUCAGCCUGGUCUGCAACAGUUUCUGAAUUGGAGAUUUCCCAAGAAGCUGAUGACAUGGCUAUGGAGAAAGGAAAAUACAUUGAUGAGCUGAGAAAGGCACUGGUGCCAGGGUCAGGAGCAGCUGGUACAUACAAGUUCAUCUUUUCUAAGGAGUCUCGGCAUUUCUCCCUUGAGAAAGAACUGAAAGAUGUUUCAUUCAGACUUGGUUCCUUCAACCUAGACAAAGUUUCAAACUCAGCUGAAGUCAUAAGAGAACUCAUUUGUUACUGCCUGGACACCAUUACAGAAAAGCAAGCCAAAAAUGAGCACCUGCAGAAAGAAAAUGAAAGGCUCCUGAGAGACUGGAAUGAUGUUCAAGGCCGAUUUGAGAAAUGUGUGAGUGCCAAAGAAGCCUUGGAGGCUGAUUUGUAUCAAAGAUUUAUCUUGGUGCUGAAUGAGAAGAAAACAAAGAUACGAAGCUUGCAUAAAUUGUUAAAUGAAGUCCAGCAGCUGGAGGAGAGUACCAAGCCUGAAAGGGAAAAUCCAUGCUCUGACAAAACACCUAAUGAGGUUGGGCUUUAUGAAGGAAGCACUGAUGAAGAAAGUGGAGCCCCUGUGCAGGCUGCAGAAACUCUUCAUAAGGAUGAUUCCAUAUUUUCAAGUCCGGAUGUCACUGACAUUGCACCAAGUAGGAAGAGGAGACACCAAAUGCAGAAGAAUCUUGGGACAGAACCUAAAAUGGCUCCACAGGAGUUGCCGCUACAGGAGAAGGAAAGGGUUGCCUCUUCACUGCCUCAGACCUUGAAAGAGGAGAGCGCCUCUGCUGAAAACAUGUCUUUAGAAACCCUGAGAAACAGCAGCCCAGAAGAUCUCUUUGAUUAGAUAUAAACCCUAGAAAACAGCACUGGUGUUCAAUGAACUAUAUUCUUUAUCCAGUCCCUUUGGAUGAGAAGACAGGCUUUCAACUUAGCAGCCAUGGUUACUAUGUCUUGCAACUUCACUAUAUGUACCCAAUGAAUUAUACUAGUAUGUGACAGUCAGAUGGGAUGUCAGAGGGACACUUUUCUCCAUUUCUUAAUUAAAUCUAGGUUUUGUUGCAAAAGGCACAUAUAUCAUAUUUGUUUAUACAUUUUUGUAACUUUCUAAUGACUCUUGGAAGAUUUUGGAAAUAGGACAAAAAAUCUUUAACUCUUUUUUAGUUGCACUUUAAAUUAUCUUUGUUGAAGCAUUUUAAUUUAUGAUGUGACACAUAUAAAAUACAUCUUUAUCUUGUGUGUAAAGAGUCUGAAAUCUGAUAGUU